UACUCUUCGUUAAAUAAUUUACUAUACAUUUCAUAUCUUUCUUUCCACAUCUUAUUCAAUGGCUGGAAAAAUUGCAUGUUUUGUGGUAUUGUGCAUGGUGAUAGCCCAUACCGAAGCCCUAAACUGUGGGCAAGUGACGAGCUUUAUAAUCCCGUGCCUUGGUUACCUUAGAGGCACAUCAGCUUUAGGAGGUUGUUGCGGUGGAGUUAGGAAUUUGGCGAGUGCCGCAAAGAGCACACCAGAUCGUAAAACUGCCUGCACUUGCCUUAAAUCAGCAGCGGGUGCUAUUUCAGGAAUCAAUUACAGCAAAGCUGCUGGUCUUCCUUCCACUUGUGGCGUCAACAUUCCCUAUAAGAUCAGUCCUUCCACUGACUGCUCCAAGGUCACCUAAGGUUGAUAAUAGUCAAUUUUACACCGCACAAUUUGGUACAAGUGCAAUUAUUAUGAGGAGAAGAAUAAGCUGUGGUCAUCUUUGAUCCUACUUUAUGGAUCAAUUUGUGUUUUGUUGCAUCUCUUGUUGUCACUUUCAUUUUGUCUUUUGGUAUGUCCCAUUGGAGUUAUUACACACUCUAGUCUAGUAUUACUAAAAAUAAAAAUAAUGUGUCAUAAAUUGCUUGUUGUAUUACGGAUCCUACUUAUAUGGAUCCAUACAUCUAUCUUUAUUUGAAUUUCAUCGUUAUAAUUACUCGUCUUGAAUUUUUCUUUCA
Molecule: messenger RNA, 707 nt
Organism: Solanum verrucosum
Lineage: Eukaryota; Viridiplantae; Streptophyta; Magnoliopsida; Solanales; Solanaceae
Product: non-specific lipid-transfer protein 1-like
Exons: 2
Coding region: 59-391 (110 amino acids)
Biological process (GO): lipid transport
Cellular component (GO): membrane
Molecular function (GO): lipid binding
Source: RefSeq, a predicted model, not a curated record